AUGGACUGGCACUCUGCAAGGUGGCGAUCGCUGCUCUCAGUCAGGACCCGCUCUUCAGAGCAACACCAACAGGCGAAUGUGGGUUCCGGCUACACAUUCUUCUGGAGCGUUCGCCUAAAGGCAGGGAGAGACGACGCAGACGUCGACUUUGCCAUCCGAAACGACAUUUUGGCGCGAAUGUCUUGUCUGCCACAGGGCAUCAACGACCGACUGAUGCCUUUGCACCUGACUCUUCGGGGAUCAGAAUUCGCCACCGUCAUCAGCGCCUACGAUCUCCCAAUGACCAAUUUUGACGAAGAAAAGAAAAAAUGCUACGAGGAUCUGCAUGCCCUCCAGGACUGGUUUGACGAGAACGACACAGCCAUCAGCAAACUGCUCACUGGAAUGAACAGACUGCUUGUAGCCUACAUUGACCGCACGACUGGCGCGAACAAGGCUGCCUUCUACCGAUGUCACCACCCCAUUUAG
Molecule: messenger RNA, 468 nt
Organism: Spirometra erinaceieuropaei
Lineage: Eukaryota; Metazoa; Platyhelminthes; Cestoda; Diphyllobothriidea; Diphyllobothriidae
Source: the annotation of a GenBank genome assembly